This is a messenger RNA of Manis javanica (Malayan pangolin), 2170 nucleotides long. The record is from RefSeq and is a predicted model, not a curated record. NCBI's taxonomy places the organism in Eukaryota, Metazoa, Chordata, Mammalia, Pholidota, Manidae.
GCACAGGGCCAUGGGUGACCACGGUGGCCGCCGGAAGCCAGCCCACCCUGAUCGCACACUCCUGUGGAGUGGCCCAGCCUCCCACCUUCAGCCCUGCUGUGAACGUCCAGGCCCCGGUCAUUGGGGUGACCCCCUCACUGCCUCCCCGCGUGGGGCCCCAGCUCCCGCUGAUGCCUGGCCACUACUCGCUCCCACAGCCACCCUCCCAGCCACUGAGCAGCGUGGUGGUCAACAUGCCUGCCCAGGCCCUGUAUGCCAGCCCGCAACCUCUGGCCAUGUCCACGCUGCCCGGAGUGGGGCAGGUGGCCCGCCCAGGACCCACUGCUGUGAGCAACGGCCACAUGGCAGGGCCCUUGCUGCCUCCACCACCGCUGGCCCAGCCGUCUGCCGCCCUCCCCAGCAAUGCCCCCACCACCAAUGGGCCACCCACGACCAACUCAGCCCAGGGGCUGCAGAUGCUACGGACCAUUGGCGUGGGGAAGUAUGGGUUCACCGACCCCGGGCACCCCAAAGCACAUUCGGAAUGUGAGCCGUGUCCCUCCCCAAAAGAGCACCUUCCUCGUGUUGUUGGACAGGAGCGGCCCCCGGGCUUCAGGUGUGCCUAGGAGACACUCCCAGACCACCUGAGCGGCCUGAAGGUUUUGCGUGAGGACCCAAAAGUGGCUCUGUGUGGCUCCAGGAAACAGCACUUCUCGCCCGACCUUCAGUUAACCCCUUUCCCCAGCCCCAAGGCGAUUUUCAGGACAGAUCCCUGAGAACAGAGCCCGAGGGGUGAGCCGCUGCCUGAGGUCAGAGCCGAGGGCACCAGCAAACAGGCUUCACUCCUGGCCUGUCUGAGGGUCUGUCCAGCUGGAGUGCAGAAGGGGGCAGGAGGGCAGGGGGCACAGACCCGAUGCUGGUGGGGCUCAUCUCCCCGACUUGCCUUCCCUCAGAGCUCCAGACAGCCAGGCCCCUGCUCCUGCUGAGCGGAUAGGGGCGGCAGCCAGGUCUGCACCCAGGUGAAGGCAGGAGGGGACGCAGUGGGUGCUCUGCCCUGCUGGGGUCUCCAGGCCGCCUUUGAAAGGGGAGAGUAAAUGGCCCUAAGAAGUGUGGACCUCUGGGCACGACUUCUCAGCAUCCCCAGGUACAGCCUUUGCGAUGGCAUCUCGGGGGCCCUGCCUCUAAGCAGAGCAAUGACUGCAACUAGCCGUUCUUUCCUGCCUGCUCCCGUGAGUCUCUAUCUUUAUCCUUUUGAGCAAUUUUCAGGCCUUGUCAAGCAUCCCAACAACAAAGCCGUGUCUAGAUCUCCAAUGGGUUUAAUUCCCAAUCUGAUUGCACCCCAACUGCCUUUGUUUUGGAAAUCAGCACUAGUUUUAAAUGACAAAAUUACAGAAAAUUACAUCUAAAUUCUGGUAAACUCUUUGUUUAAGAUCUUUUUUAAAAAAAAUGACUAAAUUGAUUUUUGGUUUGAAUUGCUUUGGUUAAGCACUCUCUCCCUUUAACAAUAAAACCUACACCAGUUCAUAUGCUGCCAACUCUGACAUACUGGACACUGAGUGUCCCAGCCACUCCCAAGACUAUGCCAAAGCCUGAGGCACUGGGUUGGCUUCCCAUGAGGGGCAAAACCCAACCCCAGGGGUUCUCCUAGGACUGAUGAAAGGCCUUGCUGAUCUGCCAAGUUUCAAAUACACAUGUAGGAAAAAGACUUGUUCUUUGCACAUAGGUAACUGGUAACUAGCCCAGAUGUGACUUGAGUCCCUGGUUUGUUGCUUAGCACAGAACUGGGGUGUGCCUCCCCAAAGCUUUCGGGCAUAAGUGCCUCUCAUCAUUGUCAGGCACCUGAACCAAUAUGAUCAGGAAGACACAGGUGGUAGAGAUAGGCCCCUGCUGGCCCCUGUGCAACUGGGCCACCAGGCCAUUGUAGAGCUGUGCCUAUAGAAUCUUUGUGGGGCUAGAGGGCAUGAACCAUCCUCUGUGGUGGGCCCAAGCCUGCAGAUAGAAGGGUAGAAGAGAGAAGGCCCAUGUUGGGGUUCCCUUUUCCAGCCCCUGUAGAGUAGACUCAAUGUUAGGUGAGGGCCGGGGCUGAAGUGGGCCCAGGAAGUGUCCACGGCCCCACCUCCUACUGAGCCAGUGAGUUCCCCCCAGAUCCGGUUAGUGACAACCGGUGACCUGUCCAUCGUGCUGAUUUCCA